GUGCGUUGAUUACCUGAAUGCCCUUUCAUAAACCAAGUAUUAAUCAAGAAUAAAGUCAAAUAUGUGGCCUCGCCCUGCUGUAGGAUACCUUUGGGGGUGUGGGGAGGGUGUGUAGGCCUACUGCACUUUAUGAAUAAUGAACAAGUGACGUAAACAAUGCGGCUGCAGGCUCGAGGCGGGCGCACGGAGGCGUGAUGCGGCCGUGACGUGCUUUGAGUCGGGGAUCUUUAAUCCUCUGCCGCAGCAGCCCAGCUCACCGGAGGAGGGGGGCAGCCAGGGUUCGGACAAGCAAUGGGCCGCGCAGGCUAGGCUAAGCGCAACCAGGCCGAAACCGCUCGGCGUUAAGGUAGAUAAUAAUAAGACCGCCGAGAGGAGGAGAGAUUACGACGGAGAACGAGGCGAGUAUUUCUGCCUAGGCCUGACCCCCUCUCCACCUCCAGCCAAUUCACUCAUACCUCCCGGCUGAAAAAGGCCACGCACAUAUAGUGGUUGAUUAUAAAAGCAUUUUUUCUUCUUCUUCUUCUUCUUCUUCUUCUGCUUAAAUAAAACGCCGAAUUUAGUUCUAGUCGAAUUAGUCGGCGUAGCGACACAGCGCCUCGCCCUGCCAGCUCCCCGAGAGUCACUCCGGUUCGCCCUUCAGAAGCGCCGCCGCGUCGCCUCUUUUCCUGUCAGCUGCUGCGCAUCAGCACAACAUGCAGGAUGAGCCUGUGGGGGUGACAGUCGCGCAGUUCCCCCCAUCAGCCGAGCAGGACGGCCGCAGCAGCAGCAGCAGCAGCAGCUCGGAGGGCAGAUCAGCGAAGCAAGCCGUCCACGCCGAGAGCCAGCUGAGCGCCUUCACGUCGGAUUACAGCCACCCGAGCCAGCAGAUCGCUUUCCCCGGGCGUUGCUGCCCGACGCAGCCGCUCGGUGACCUUCAGCGCGGCCGAACAGGCGCGCACCAGCCGCUGGAUUUCGUCCCGGCGGAGUCGCCCCCGCCCCGGAGACGUCUCGGUCACCCGCAGCCCUUCCCCGGCGCUGCUGACCCCCGCGGCUCUGCUGUGGAGGCGGCUGGAGCCGAUGCUGCGACGCCAUCGCCUUCCUCCAGAAACCCCAACGCGAUCCAAAUGGACUCCCCCGUCGCGCACCAUCUGAAUAACGGCAAUGGCAGCGGCGCCGGCGGCAUGCUGUCCGGGGGUCUCGGCGCCGCUUUCCCCAACCUCCCCUCCCAGGAGAUUCAAAGCGCCAGCGGCGGCGCGUCCUCGCCCUCCCUCCCCGGUUUCGGCACCCCUUGGUCGGUGCAGAGCAGCUCCUCGCCCCCGCCCGCGGCCGCCUCCAUCAACCCCAUGCACCCGAGCGCCAUCAGCCAGCUGCCCAACGCGGACUCCGAGAACAGCUUCUACCCGGGCAUCCCGUCCUCCAUCAACCCGGCCUUCUUCCAGAGCUUUUCGCCGGUGUCGGCUAAUCCGUGCGCCGGGAUCAACGUGCAGGGCUUCAGCGGUCCUUUCUCGCCUCAGAUGAGCGUCCCUCAGCAGCAGCAGCAGCAGCAUCAGCAGCAGCAGAGCCGCAGGUCGCCGGUCAGUCCCCAGAUGCACCCCCAGCAGGGCGCCUUCCUGCAGCAGAGGAACAAUUACAACCAACACCAGCCCAUGGUGAAGCCAUCCCCGUGGGGGAGCCAUCAGGGGAAUGGCUGGGGUUCCGGGGGGAUGCCCUGGGGCCGGGACCACCGCAGAGGGAGUGGCAUGGGCGUGCCCGGCUCGCUCAGCCACGCCUCGCCCCUGAAGAAGCCCUUCUCCAGCAACGUCAUCGCUCCCCCCAAGUUCCCGCGCUCUGGAGGAUCCCUGGGGCCCAAGUCCUGGAUGGAGGAGAACGUGUUUCGCACAGACAGCAACAGCAACACCAUGCUGCCCAUGCAGGAGCGCUCCAGAAUGUACGACAGCCUGAACAUGCACUCUCUGGAGAGCUCCCUGAUCGACAUCAUGCGAGUGGAGCAGGAUCCGAUGAAAGGCCGUGUGGGCUGCCCUAACCCCGGGGCUGACGGCCUUCUCAUGCUCAAUGCCAGGAGCUUUGGGAGACGUCGAGGCCGCUCCUCCCUCUUCCCGAUUGACGACAAUCUCCUCGAUGACGGCCACGGCAACCAGGGUGUCCCAGGAGUACUUGGCUCCCCCAACUGUUACCCGCACCAAAACGGGGAGCGCAUCGAGCGCUUCUCUCGCAAGGUUUUUGUGGGUGGCUUGCCUCCUGACAUAGAUGAAGAUGAAAUCACCUCAAGCUUUCGUCGCUUUGGUCACCUGGUGGUCGACUGGCCCCACAAAGCUGAGAGCAAAUCCUACUUUCCACCUAAAGGAUACGCCUUCCUACUGUUCCAGGAGGAGAGCUCGGUGCAGGCCCUGAUCGAUGCAUGCAUGGAGGAGGACGGGAAGCUCUACCUGUGUGUUUCCAGCCCCACCAUCAAGGACAAACCUGUGCAAAUCCGACCGUGGAACCUGAGCGACAGUGAUUUUGUGAUGGACGGAUCUCAGCCCCUCGAUCCCCGUAAAACCAUCUUUGUGGGAGGCGUCCCUCGUCCCCUGAGAGCGAUUGAGCUGGCCAUGAUUAUGGACCGCCUCUACGGUGGAGUGUGCUACGCGGGAAUCGACACAGAUCCGGAGCUCAAGUACCCCAAGGGGGCGGGGCGGGUGGCCUUCUCCAAUCAGCAGAGUUACAUCGCCGCCAUCAGUGCAAGAUUCGUCCAGCUGCAGCACGGCGACAUCGAUAAGCGGGUGGAGGUGAAGCCCUACGUCCUGGACGAUCAGCUGUGCGACGAGUGCCAGGGGGCUCGCUGCGGAGGCAAGUUCGCUCCCUUCUUCUGCGCCAACGUCACCUGUCUUCAGUACUACUGCGAGUUCUGCUGGGCCAACAUCCACUCCCGCGCGGGGCGAGAGUUUCACAAGCCCCUGGUGAAAGAGGGCGCCGACCGCCCCCGCCAGAUUCACUUCCGCUGGAACUAGGGGAGGACUCCACAUCCACCACGACGGUCAGAGUUAAGGGAAACACUGGCUAAACGGGGAAAAAGAGCCUCGCUCUCCCUCUCCUGCUAACCUAAGCUAUCAGUAUAAUCAAGUGCGUAACACUAUACAAUAUAUAUACUACAUAUAGCUAUAUAUCUUUUGUAGCAGCCAAACACCGCAAGCCUCAGUUUUUCACCAAAACUCCCCUCACAUCUCAGGCUCUGACAACUCUACAACUCUUUUGUGGUACUUUCAUCUUUUUCUAAGAGGAGAUUUAAAAAAGAAAAAAAAAAAAGAGAUUGAUUUUUGUAGCUUUUUUUAUUAUUAUUAUGAUUCUUAUUAUUUUUGUAUGUGAGAUUUAAAGUAGAUACAGGAAUGUUUUUUGCAUGGGGGCAGCUCGUCUGUCUGUCCGUCUGCUGCUAGCAACCACACGGUGCGUUCAGUGCACACUUGUUUCUGGGAAAAACCUCUAUUCUCUAACGUCGACUCGUGCCGCAGGUGAUUAACCAAAGGUAGCAAAAUGAUAGGAAGCUCAAAACUGACACUGUCUGCCGCGGAAACAAGCGUUACUUUAUAAUGCCGCCACGGGCUCUCUCUCUCUCUCUCUCUCUCUCUCACCUCUUUUUUUCCUUGUUAGAAAGUUUAUUGAAAGAAAAACAACGACAGAAGAAGAUAGGGUUAUUUUUUUGUGCUCAUUCUAACCCAUAGAGUGAUACCUCAAAAUACAAAACCCGGUUUCUGCUGACAUUUCUACUUAAUAAAAGCUAUUUUAGAAGCUUUGCUGCUAUAUAUAAAUAUAUAUGAAUAGAUAUGUAGGUGUUAUAUUUAAACCCGCAUCAUGUAAAAAUGAAAUGCAGUAUGCACUCAACCACUUACGGCGCCACAGAAAGAAUUAGAGUGCAUUCAAUCACAACAGGCUUAUAGCUGCAGAAGUAGCAUGCAGGACGGAUGUGAGAAAUAUGAAUAAACCAAAACGGCUGAUGGCUCGAAUCCUAUUUAAAGGUUUAAAUAAAAUAAAAAAAACUCUGUACUGGGUAGCAUGAUCAUCAGCUACAGAUUCCUAAGUGAAAAAAAGUCAGACGGAGUUAGGUAAGGAGAAAAGAAAAACGUACAUAAACGUACUUGCAUGCAUCGAUGUUUCUCUGUCGUUUGAUCUGUUUACAUACUAUCAAUACAAAAAGUGACAUUGGUUCUAAUGUAGACUUAGUAGACGCCAUCUUUUGGUGACAAUGGCGGCUUGUAUAGAAGAAGAAAAAAAAAGAAAUCAAAAGCAGAGUGGUGUUCGGUGGUUUGUGUUUGUGUUGUCCAUUGUGCUGUGUGAUUGUUCUUAGUGUGAGGCUCUAGUUUAGUUCUCAACAGGAUGUUAUGUAGAAGAAGAAAAAAAGAAAACAUGUAACAAACAUGCCUUCACGUUUCCAGUCUUUGAACCUUUGAGUGGUUCCAAAAGACGGCAUCUCUCUGGCAGAACAGUUGCUAACACAAGAGUCACAAUAUUCAGCAUCCAUCACUGGCCUGCAUACGGUGUUUGGCAAAGGUAUUCACACCCACGGAGCUUGUUUUCACUACAACUACAGUGUGGCGUGUCUUAUGUUAUAAACCAACACAAAGAAUGUCCAAAUUCUGAAAAAAUGGAGGGGAAUUAGACAAGGUUUUAAAACCACCUUUUGCUGCUGUUGUAGUACAACUUGGCACACCUGAAUGUUCAUGGUGGUUGUCCUGCUGGAAGCUUAACCCGCGCCCCAGUCUCAAGUCUUUUGAAGCCUUCGAAUGCUGCGUCCAGACUAAACGCCUUUACAGCAUCAAUACCCAUCCAGCGCCUCAACAUUGGACCUUUGUGCACAUAAUAGUUCGACGAGCUGUCCAGAGCCUCAAGUCUAGCAAAGUGGCUCCCGUGGGGAGGAGCUACCCUGUUCUUUUCCUCUGCAGGACUCUUUGGAAAAUUGCGGAUGAAAUUGAGAGAGACGCUUAGUUUUAUUUACUGAAUAAUAUAAAAUAAUCUGUGCCGUGUCUGGAUUCCACAGAUAAUUCAGAGGCGUUUUGAGCUUGGUGAGAUUCACCACCUACUGCAGGAGGUGCGCGCUGACGAGGGUCGCUUUCAGUGCUAUUUAUGAUCACCCAGCCCAGUGAUCCGAAGUAAAAAAUAUUUUUCCAGUCGGAAAUUCCACCACUACGCCACAUAGUAGAGUCUCUCUGAUUGGUUGAUGCCCCGCGUCCAGCUGCAAAGGUUUAGAUUUGCCAACUCCUGCGUCCUCUAGAGGCACGUAACGCAAACCAAACCGAGUUUGCUGCACAGAAUCUUCCAAACGCGCUGCGCCCAGGUGCGUCCGCCAUAGACUUUGCAUGUAAAUCCGAUGGCCUCGAUGCUAAACGCAGCGUAGCAGGCUUCCUCCAGGAUUUCCCUGCAUUUAGCUCCAUCCAUCUUCUCAUCAUCUCUAAUACAGCUUCUCACCUUCCUGCUGAAGAAAAGCGUACCCACACCAUGAUACUGCCACCACCAUGUGUCACAGUGGAGAUGGGGUGCACCUUUAAGUGCACUCUUCUAACACGUUUGCUUUGUCCUUUACACGGCUUGAAGAGAGCCGCUAAUGGGAUUUCUUAAGGCUUUCUUUUAACUCUAGCGCUCUCCUGCCACUCCUUCAUAAAGACUGAAUUACUACAUUGAUAAUUGUGUUGCUGUCAGCACAUUUCCCUCACCUGAGGUGUGGAUCUUUGCAGCUCCUCCAUAGCUACCAUGGGCCUCUCGGCUGCUUCUCUGAUCAAUGCUCUCCUUAUUCUGUCAGCCUGCUGUAAACUUAUGCAAAGCUUUCUCCCUGACCUGUCUGCCAUGUUCCUCGGUCAUGAUGCCGAUUGUUCUCUAAUGUUCUCUGAUGAACAACUGAGGCCUUCAAAGGACAGCUGCAUUUCCUCUCAAAUGAACCUACACACAGGUGUAAUCUGAAGGGACUUUAGUGAACUGGGCUUUAUUUCGGGGUCUCAGAGUAAACAGGGUUGAAUAGACAUGCUUUCCAAACUUUUCAGAAUUCAAUUGACAAAAAACACAAAUCACAAGUCCUCGCCCUUCUACUCCACAGUCAGGCUCUACUUUGUGUUGGUCUGUCACAUAAAAUCCCAAGAAGAUACGUUGAAGUGUGCGGCUCUAACGAGUGAAAGUAAAAGUGAAAACGUUGGAGCGAGGGGGUGUGGAUAUGUUUGCAAGGCUCUGUAUGUUUUGUAAUGUAACAGUCACGCCUCCAUGCUGUGGGACAGUCUUAAGGAAAGUCUGGCCCGGUGACUGGACGACGAAGCAUCCCCUCACCACACUUUUACAGGGAGGGAGAUGACUUUAACAAAAAAAAAAAAAAAUAAUGAAGCUCUCUUUGUUCGUUUAUACAUUUUUCCGUCGGUUUCCACCUCGACCCUUGAAAGACUUUUGACACAACUGUUUAGGGACAAUCUUUUCUGUGAGGAAGGCCGCUCGGCCGUCCACUCAGUACUGUACACGUGUGUGUGUGUCGCUCCCGUGUCGCCGUGGUUUCUGUGUGCCCCUCCCCUUCUGUGUGGUCCUCAGUGUCAGUCCCAUGUGUGCUGUUACGAAACCUUAACGUGGAUGGAAACCUAAAGCUCCUAUAUUCUUAUAGUUGGUUUGUAUAAUUUAAACUGUUUGUGUCGACGACUACUUACCCAUCACUGCUCUAUGUUUUUUGAUAAUAUAUAUUAUUAUUAUGCACUACUUUUCUAUUCACCCCCACUCCCCCCAAUGAUUUCAGUGCAAACGUGGGCUCCACUUAUUUAUUAUAACUGUAUAGAUGAUUUAUUAAAUGUUAUUUUUUCACGAUUACUUACUUACGAUGUAGCGUGACGCAGUGGUCUUAAGUUAUCUAUGUUCUCUGUGAUAAGGAUCCCAGAUUUUCUAAUAUAUUUUAGUGGAAUUCGGAUGUCGUGAGGAGCGGGAGUCAAAAAAAAAAAAAAAAAAAAAAGACGUUGCCGCCCGCGGAGUGAGAAGCUAAAGAAACGAGCUCAACGCGUCUCCCGCCCCGUAGUGCAUCUGAUGAUGUGUGAAUAUCGUCACCUGUAACACUUGACUCGUACUGUUUUCGUGAGGUUCUAUUUUCUAUGUUGAACACUGUUCAUUUGCUCUGUAUGCGUCCUCGUUUUGCUUUUUGUAAAUGCAUAUUUAUUUUCACUAUUUUUGUAGACGAGAGGAAAAAGAUUUUGAUUUUGAUUGUAUUUUUCUAUUUAAAUAGGACUUAUAUUACAAUUUAUUUCCCCCACCCACCCAGUUAUGCCCCAAAGGUUCUCUGAGGAGUCAUCGUUAGACGUUAGGAACGCCAUCAGACGGUUUUUGAUACACAGGUGAUUCUUAUUUCGAUACACGAGGCACAUAUUGUUCGAAGGAAGGAAACAUGAAGGUUUUCUUUUAAUCUGGGUAGAGGCUUGACAUUCUCGACCCCACCCCCCCGAUCCCCCCCGUUGCAUUGAGGCCGCCUGUCCUCAUCGAUGCGCUGAAACUUGAAUAUAACACAUUUUGAAAGGCCGACUAACCUCGACUCUGUGUUGUGAUGUGCAAUACUGUUUCUAAUGUUUGUAUAAAAGUAAGAACUACAGUGUAGACCUUUUUAAAUGCAGAUUUAUUUUUUUCAUUGCAUAUUUUGCAGAUUUCUGAUCCACAGUGUCAUUUUUUACCGUCAGAAAAACGAACCCCGUUUUUUCAUUGCGAGUAUUUUUAAAUCCAGAUAUCUUUGUACUGAUGUAAAUGAUUGUAGUUAUUUUGAAUAGUGUUUUGCUAACAAACGGAGAGACUUUUUCAUGCGUAUUUCUAUUUCCUUUCAUCUUGUUUGAUCCUGCAUUUUUACUUUCGUUUAACAGUAGCAGGUUUGUUUUUGGAAUAAUUUGUCAUAUUUAAAACGUCAUCGUUUUCGUGGGGUUUUUCUUUGUAUUUUUAUGUGGAGACAUAAUAUAUUUGAGAUGCUAACUGCUGAGAUAUUUUUAAGUUUUUGAUUAUUUUUAAAGCUAAAUUUUUGUAACUUUAUUGGUAAAGUGACUAAUUUCUAAAUCAAAGUUUGUGUAUGGAUUCACAAAGCAGUCUAUGAGGUGUUUGGAUUGCGAUUAUUACUGAAUGGUUCUUUGAUAUGCAAGAUGAAUAUCAUGGUUAUUUUUCUUUUUUGUUGGUUUUGUAUUUAAAUGGGGUGUUGAUUACAAUCUUCUCUUCUUUUACUUCCUGAAUAAAGACCCAUUCUGUUUGGACACAA
Fundulus heteroclitus (mummichog) is the source of this 8194-nucleotide messenger RNA. It is a transcript of the gene cpeb2, whose product is annotated as cytoplasmic polyadenylation element binding protein 2. Lineage: Eukaryota; Metazoa; Chordata; Actinopteri; Cyprinodontiformes; Fundulidae. Gene Ontology annotation, molecular function: mRNA 3'-UTR binding; ribosome binding; translation factor activity, RNA binding. Gene Ontology annotation, biological process: negative regulation of cytoplasmic translation. Gene Ontology annotation, cellular component: cytoplasm; neuron projection; nucleus. Bases 693 to 2966 code for a protein of 757 amino acids. The transcript is spliced from 11 exons. The record is from RefSeq and is a predicted model, not a curated record.